Artibeus jamaicensis (Jamaican fruit-eating bat) is the source of this 408-nucleotide messenger RNA. Its product is annotated as 60S ribosomal protein L29-like. The record is from RefSeq and is a predicted model, not a curated record. Gene Ontology annotation, biological process: cytoplasmic translation. Bases 1 to 408 code for a protein of 135 amino acids. Gene Ontology annotation, molecular function: structural constituent of ribosome. Lineage: Eukaryota; Metazoa; Chordata; Mammalia; Chiroptera; Phyllostomidae. The transcript is spliced from 2 exons. Gene Ontology annotation, cellular component: cytosolic large ribosomal subunit; ribosome.
AUGGCCAAGUCCAAGAACCACACUAUGCACAACCAGUCCCCAAAAUGUCCCCAAAAUGGCAUUAAGAAACCCCAAUCACAAAGAUACAAAUCUCUGAAGGGGGUAGACCCCAAGUUGCUGAGGAACAUGCACUUUGCCAAGAAGCACAAGAAGGACCUGAAGAAGAUGCAGGCCAACAGCACCAAGGCCAUGAGUGCAUAUGCUGAGGCUAUCAUGGCCCUAGUCAAGACCAAGGAGCUCAAGCCCAAGAUCCCAAAGGCAGCAGCUUUGGGGGGGGGCAGCCACAAGCUCAGUCAACUUGCUUACACUGCUAACCCCAAGCUCACAAAGAGUACUCAUGCCUGCAUGGCCAAGGGUUUCUGUCUCUGUCCACCAAAGGCCAAGGCCAAGGCCCAAACCAAGCUCUAG